This is a messenger RNA of Pelobates fuscus (common spadefoot toad), 2256 nucleotides long. RefSeq names its product cilia and flagella associated protein 99 (gene CFAP99). The record is from RefSeq and is a predicted model, not a curated record. The transcript has 16 exons. The coding region runs from base 102 to 2075 and encodes 657 amino acids. NCBI's taxonomy places the organism in Eukaryota, Metazoa, Chordata, Amphibia, Anura, Pelobatidae.
CUACUGACAACGUUUCAGCUAACCGUUAACACUGGGGACCCUGAUUAAAAGGAGACAUUGUAUCAAAUCCAGGGGAAUAAACGGAAUCCGCAAUAUAGAAGAUGAUUAGUUACCGGAAAUGCAUUGAAGUGAUAACCCAACUUCUUAACAAGUUUAGACCAGAAAAUCAGAGUCUUGAGCAUUUUUUGGAAGAGUCAUCUGAAUAUUUGGAGAAUUUGAAUGAUGCUGAAGAAAGAUUUGUUGUGGAGACUCUAUCAGGAAAUAUACAAUAUAACAAAAUUCUGGACAUAGUUGCUGGAGGAUUCUAUGCGAGAGAUGGGCUGCAUUUACCUCUGUCGGAGCGCUGUUUGUAUACGGUCAUAGGUUAUAUAGCUACAUUCAAGAUGGAUGAAUACGGUAUUGAAAGAUUUGCUAAAAUUCUCAAGUCUCAAGAUAUCCACAAAAUGUGCAAGUUUCUUAGGUUUUUCUUUAAUGAGCUUAAUCUGAACACUUGGAUAAAAGAUGAAUGGAGUCAGAUAUAUGAUUUAAACUAUGUCAAGGAAAACUGGAUAAACCCAUUGUUAAAGCGGCAACCAGACAUCCAGAGUUUAAUAAGUAGCUUGGAAGAUAAAACCAGGAAUGAACCCAGUCCAGUAAAAACUUCAAAAAUAACAGAGACAAAGCCGUUUAACUUAACAAAACCUAAGCCAAGGCCUGUACUCGCACCACAACGGAUACCGACCCAACAGCCACAUCAUCCAGUGCCCGACAGUACCUACAAACCUCCAAAGGAACAUGAAAUUCUACAAACAAAGAAGAACAAGAACCGUCAGAAAGCAGAGGAGAUUUUGAUGGAGGCAAAUAUGGCGCACUUCAACUGUGCCAAAGCAGAGAAAUCUCAGAAAACAAAACGUAUUCUAUCUGAAAUAAUGCAAGGAGAGGAAAAUAAACUGGCAUUUAAUAAGACCAAGGCCCUCCAGGCUCCAGCGUAUAAGGGUGAUAAUGUGCCUGUUAGAUUAAAUGCCACAGCCAUUUUAAGAGAAGGAGCCCUCUACCAGCGCCAAGUGGAAGAAGAGCUACGUAGAGUCGAAAAACUAGUGGACGGAGCACGAGACCCGAGUGAGUUUUUAGAAUGGCAGAGGCAACAACGGGAGAGAGACCUCGAACAACAGCUGGCAGAGAUAGAGUGCAGGCGUCUCGAGGGCAAACUUAGCCGCGAGGAAGCCGUCUUGGCUCGCCAGAAUCUUAUCCAGGAAAACAAGAAGAAGGCUCUAAUGAAAAAAGAAGAGACUGCACAACUGAUGCGUCAGUACGCAGAGAAGCGUCUCCAAGAAGAGAAGGGCAUGAGAGACCUCGUGGAACAGGUGGCUGAAGGACACAAAAAUACCAAGCAGGCCCGAGUCAAGCUUCAGAAAUACAAACAACAAAUAGUGCAAGAAGUGAUAGAGGAGAGCCGGGAGCUUCUAAGUCAAGCUUUGGAGGAAGCAGAAGAGGAACUAAAGAAGAAAUUUGAGUUGAUUCGUGAGAUACGAGCUAUUGAAUCUAUACCAAUCAUUACUCAUAAGUUUGUGGACUUAACAGAAACUGCUGGACAUAGAUUGAACUGUGAGAUGUCUCUGGUGGAGCUGUACGAGCGCUUAGCAAUAGCGAAGGAUGCACAGAGCAAGGCAGAGGAAGAUAAACGGGACCAGAUCCUCAAUGAAAAGCAGGCAAAGCAACAGCAUCUCCUGGACACUCUGGAGCAGAUCUCAUUUCACAGAGCCGCCAUGGGAAAAGCUUCUAUAUUGAAAAAUGAAGAAAAGAAAACAAAAUCUCAGCUCAGUAAAGCUAUCAUUGCAAACGAUGAUCGUGUCUUAGAACUGCAGAGGAAACUAGAAGAGAAAGUGACAGAACGCAAAAAGCAAACAGAGUCAUUAAAGUUAACGCCCUCUCGGAAUAUUAGCAGAUCCUCCAAGAACAAUUUCGAAGACAGCCAUUGGAAAGAACUUGAGGAAAGCCGCGAGCGCCAGGCUCAGCUUCUCCAACAUGGCGUUCUGUCAAAAGGAGUAAUGAAUAUGAUAGCCGCCUAUCAAGCAGCGAAAACCGGAGCGUGCUGAGAUCAUGGGCAACUAUUUAUUAGCAUGGUCAAAAUAUUGUUACAGUCAUUUUGUAGGGAAGACAAUGUCACCUAUCAGACCAAGUAUGGAUCGAACCAAUUCAAAGCAGACACUCUAUCUACAAAUAACAAAAUAUACUUUGAUGUUUGUGAAACUAGCGCUUAAUGUGUUAUUGUUGUGC